AUGUCUUGGUCGAGUUGGUGCUUACCUUUCACUUGUGCCUCCUUAAAACGAGAAAAACAAACAGAAAAUGCCAUCCGAGAUAAGAAAUGGGUUGUCAGAAAAGAUAAGGGCGAAAGUGCGGACUCAAAAAAGUCUAUUGGUUUAGCUUUACAUGACAAAAUUGUUCAAAACGAUGCGAAAGGUGCUGAAGAACUCAUUGCUGCUGGUGCAGAUGUGAACGAGGGGAUUCUUUUUGCAACUAAAGUUUUUGCUCCAGAUAGACGCACAGUUUACAAGGACAUAAUUGCUUAUCCCUUGCAUGUUGCUUGCAUUUACCGUCGUCCCAAGAUUGUCGAGAUGUUACUGAAAAAUGGAGCAGUGCCGAACCUUACUGAUAAAUUGGGGCGGUGUCCUGUUCAGCUUGUCAUAACUUAUUGGCCGCGGUUGAUGGUUUGUCUCGAUCAAAAGGCUAUGUCUAAGGAAGACAUUGAAUAUCAGAGCUAUUUGAAACGACAGCACGAAAGAUGCAAGGACUGUCUUGUGUAUCUGUGUGAAAGUGGUGCAAAUAUCGAUAUCCAAAUAAACAGUGAAAAAGAAACCCUUGCCCACUUAGCUGCCAAGCACAACAUCACUUGGAGCAUAGAUGUGCUGUCAAAGUAUGGUGCCAACUUAAACGCCAGGGACUCAUCAGGAUGUACUCCUGCCUUGACAGCUGCAAGAUAUGGGAGUUUUGAGUUUUUGUUUCUGAUGAUAGACUUGGGACUAGAUGUGACUGUGAAGGACAACUUUGGAUGCACUAUUCUAAGUCAUGCCUGUGAGAAUGACAGAUCCCCUCAUGCUAAACAUGUGAAUAAACUCUUAAAAUUGGAAGGUUUAAAAGGAAUGGUGAACACACAAGAUGCCAAUGGAAACAGUCCUCUCCAUGUGGCAGCUGGUGGUGGGCGAGAAGCUGCUAUCCACGCCCUCAUUGAACAUGGGGCACAUCCUGACCUGGUAAACAUCUCUGGAUGUUCCAUCUUGUUCAAUAUCUUAGAUUCAUACCAAAAUGCAAGAUGUCACUGUGGGCUUCAGAAAAUCCUUGCCGAGACGCUUCAAGUGAAGAUAAUGGACAACUCCUUCAGAGAACCAUUGUUGCUUGGCCUACCAGAAUUUACCAACCUUCGAGAGGCCCUGUUGAAAGCUUCAAAAAUCCCUGCAUCUUUGCAGAUGGCAUGCAGAAAUACAAUACGGCAGGCUCUCGGAUACCAAAGACUAAAUGCAGACUCUUUGUUCCAGCUUCCUUGUGCUCCAAAGUUAAGCAGAUACGUUUUACUGAAUACCCUGAAAUACUGCUGA
Molecule: messenger RNA, 1314 nt
Organism: Lineus longissimus
Lineage: Eukaryota; Metazoa; Nemertea; Pilidiophora; Heteronemertea; Lineidae
Product: ankyrin repeat domain-containing protein 61-like
Exons: 1
Coding region: 1-1314 (437 amino acids)
Molecular function (GO): protein binding
Source: RefSeq, a predicted model, not a curated record